Messenger RNA from Drosophila virilis, 457 nucleotides. RefSeq lists its product as uncharacterized. Lineage: Eukaryota; Metazoa; Arthropoda; Insecta; Diptera; Drosophilidae. The record is from RefSeq and is a predicted model, not a curated record.
AGUUGUAGCUCGCGACAGCAAUAUUUUUCAAAAUAGCGCAAGGUUACAAAAAUCUCAUAAGUAGCACAACAUGUUUUGAAAUCGUCUCAUUCAAAGUCAGAUCUUUUUAUUUCCCGUAUCGUGUAAAAAUAGAAAAUGUAUAUUUUAUUUUCAUAUAUUGUUAUCAUGCUAUGUACGAUGGCUUCUAUCAGCGGUAAAACCGUGUUUGAUCAACUAUUUCAAAGUGAACCGAGAGGCGGGUAUUAUUAUCCAGCAGCAUAUCAAGGUGGGUCAUAUCAAGGCUAUUACGACCAACGUUAUGGACAGCCUCAAAGAUCGAGACCCAGAUCACAUGAGCAUCAGCGUUCCUAUAAGGACAUUUGCCGCAUGGUUAACACGAAUGGUUUCACAAAUCCCAGCGGUGUUCCUCGAUGUCCCUAUUAGCAUAAUCUAACAACAUUUGUAAUUAUUAAAAAAA